AUGCUUUCAACUCUUCGCCAAAGCAAUUCAAAUCUUACAGCUAUUUCAAAAACUAUUUACAAUGUUCGAGAUAAGAUUCGACAUGAUAAUCUUCAGGGCCGCACUCCAAUUCAGGCUCUUCUUGAUAAGCUUAAAGAAGAAAGCUUUGAGUAUGACUUUCAAUACAGCGAAAAUGGUCAUUUGACCCACCUCUUUUUUGCACAUCCUAUAUCAAUCGUACUUACCAAAACUUAUAGCUCUGUUCUUUUGAUGGAUUGUACUUACAAAAUCAAUAAGUUUAGAAUGCCACUCCUUCAUAUUAUUGGUAUGACGAGUUUCAAUACUACAUUUUCUUCUUGUUUUGCUUUUCUAAAAUCGGAACAAGAAGAAGAUUAUGAAUGGGCUCUCAUCCGUGUUGCUCGUAUUUUUAAGGAGAUUUCAAAGCCUCAGGUUAUUAUAAGUGAUCAAGAUCAGGCAUUAAUGCAUGCUAUACGAACCAUCUUUCCUGAAUCACAAAACUUUUUAUAUGUCUGGCAUAUUGAAAAAAACAUAUUGACCAAUUGUCGUAAUCAGUUCCCUAUGGAUGAAGAAUGGAUUGAAUUUUUGGGCAACUGGAUUACUGUAAUAAAAUCUAAAACAGAGGAAGAUUUUAAUAAAAAAUGGGAAGAAUUGGCGAAAAAAUAUAAUAAGAAUCUAUUAAUUGUUAAGUAUCUGCAGGACACAUGGUUACCAUUAAAAAAACAUUUUGUGAGUCUUUGGACAGAUCGUUACUUGCAUUUGGAUAAUGUAACCACAUCACGGGUAGAAGGGUUUCACACAAUGCUAAAAAAGUAUCUUCAAGUGUCGACAGGUGAUCUUUAUGUUAUUUAUGAAAGAAUCUCUUUAGCAUUGGAAAAUCAACACCAGGAAAUUCAAACUAUAAUUUCUCAAGAGAUGAUUUGA
Messenger RNA from Acaulospora morrowiae, 921 nucleotides. NCBI's taxonomy places the organism in Eukaryota, Fungi, Glomeromycota, Glomeromycetes, Diversisporales, Acaulosporaceae. The record is from the annotation of a GenBank genome assembly.